Molecule: messenger RNA, 1812 nt
Organism: Mercenaria mercenaria
Lineage: Eukaryota; Metazoa; Mollusca; Bivalvia; Venerida; Veneridae
Product: tigger transposable element-derived protein 6-like
Exons: 1
Coding region: 562-1170 (202 amino acids)
Cellular component (GO): nucleus
Molecular function (GO): DNA binding
Source: RefSeq, a predicted model, not a curated record
AACAUGGCUAUUAACACUAUGAAUGCUUAUUCUAUAUGUAUUCUUUGUAAGCAAAAAAUCCAGUUUUAAAAAUAUAUACAGUCGAGACUGCCUUAACGGCUCCCUUAAUUAAGAGACUCCCUGUCAUAUGCGACUCUAUUUUUUGCUCCAGACGCAAUUCACUAUAAAUAUAGUCUGAAUUAAGCAACCCCCUGUCUUAGGCGACAAGCGACUGUGAAAUCUGGCUCCCGUAUCAAUUGUUAAGACCGUUUUCAGCGACUUUGAGACGCUCCCUCGUACGUUUUACAUGACAGAGUUGCCGUUCCUGAUCUUGCGUGAAGUUAUUGGCGGAGGCAAGAGCUUAUUUGUUUACAAAAAAUGGCCACUGAAAAAAGCAAAAAAAGAGUAGUCUCAAUUUAGGAGCAGCGUGUUAGGGCGAUAGAACUGUUAAAACCAGCUUACAAAAUUGCUGAGGAAUUCGGGGUCGGUAAGACACAAAUUCAAAAUAUACGUAAAAGAAAGCUGGAGGUGUUAUCUGACUUUGAAAACAAUGUAUCCGGUCAAUCAAAAAGAAGACGAUACAUGACAGGAAAUGAGGAAGUUAACACAUUGACUUACGAAUGGUUUAAAGAUGCUGUAAAUAAAAGAAUUAAUAUCACAGGACCAUUGAUACAGGAACAAGCCCUACAUUUUGCAGCCAAACAAGGAAAUUCUUCAUUCAAAGCCUCUAAAGGCUGGCUGGAAAGUUUUAUUAAGAGACAUAAUAUUUCGUUUGGGUCUAUGAGUGGAGAGAGGGGGGAUGUAAAACAGUCAACAAUUACUGAAUGGGCAGACAAAUUACCAACAUUAUGUGCAGAUUACAAACCAGAAAAUAUAUUUAACAUGGAUGAAACGGGUUUGUUUUUUCGUGACAGUGGACGUAAGACAUAUCGAUUAAAAGGUGAUGAUUGUGCCGGAGGGAAAAGAUCAAAGGAGCGAAUAACAGUUGCAUUGUGUUCAAGCAUGACCGGUGAGAAGGUUAAACCUCUUGCAAUCGGUAAAUCUCGUAGCCCGAGGUGUUUUGGUAGAAUGGACGUGAAAAGUCUGCCUGUGGAUUAUUAUUUCAAUAAAAAAGCGUGGAUGUACAGUUAUAUCUAUGAAAAAUUCUUAAAGUCACUCAACAGAACAAGAGCACCGCCUUGCGGGUGCUGACGCUCAUCUGAUUUUUUUUGUAUAAUAGAAAUAUUGUCCUACCCAUGAUUUUCUAAGUCUAAAAAGGGCCAUCAUUCUUGCAAAAAGCAGUAUAGAGUUAUGUUUCUUGAUGUACAGUGUCCACUUAUGAUGGUGAAAAACUGUUGCAAGUUUUAAAGCAAUAGCUUUGAUAGUUUAUGAGAAAAGUUGACUUAAACAUAAUAUUCAACCAAGAAAAUGAUUUUUCUAAGUCCAAAAGGGGCAAUAAUUAUUGCAAAAAGCAGGAUGGAGUUAUGUUGCUUGCUGUACAGGGUCAGCUUAUGAUGGUGAACAACAGUUGCAAGUUUUAAAGCAAUAGCUUUGAUGGUUUAAGAGAAAAAGUUGACCUAAACAUAAAACUUAACCAAGAAAUCUGAUAUUUUCUAAGUCCAAAAGGGGCCAUCAUUCUCGCAAAAAGCAGGAUGGAGUUAUGUUUCUUGCUGUACAGGGUCAGCUUAUGAUGGUGAACAAGUGUUGCAAGUUUCAAAGCAAUAGCUUUGAUAGUUUAGGAUAAAAGUUGACCUAAACAUAAAAUUUAACCAAGAAAACUGAUUUUCUAAGUCCAAAAGGGGCAAUAAUUCUUGCAAAAAGCAAGAUGGAGUUAUGUUUCUUGAUGUACAGGGU